CUCAUCCUCCUCCCUUCCCAGCUCCCUCUCCACACAGAACUCCUAAUAGUAUACUUGCGCUACAAGUCGGUCCAUACAUUCUACGCCACGCAAGUCUCCACGUUUUGUCUGCCGUUGACAGCCUUCAAUUUCAUUGGUUUAUCGUCGGACUGGCAUCUUCAUUCGGUUUCUGCUUGUGGCAACUUUCAGAUGACUAUGUUUCCAGCAGUUCAUUUCCUCGGAGCGUUUGUAGUGUUCUCAGCGGGAAUGCUCUACCAGUGGGUCCACACCUACAUCACGUACCGAGUGUACCGCUCCGGAGUGGCCGGGCAUGUCGGGGUCGGCUGGGUCGUUGCCCAGGCGAUUAUCAGUCUUCUAUCACUCGUCUUCUUUGUUGGAGCUACUCUGUUUGCGGGUCUGGCUGGUAGUCGUCGUCGUCAUCAUAUCGGCCACGGUACAUUUCAUUGGUCAACUCAUGAUGGGGGUUUCGCAUAUCACGUCCUCAGCUCAGCGUGUGAAUGGGCGAUGAGUACGACAUUUCUGGUAUACUUCCUCACUUUUCACCCCGAUUUCAAACGAAUGAAGAUCGACAUUGUGGUUCGUCGCAGAUCAUCGGGAAGUCACCACGGCUACGACAGUAUCGUCAAUAGCGAAAACACGCCUCUUACUCAUUGACUAUGUUUCAAGUGUAUAUAUGUGCAUUUGAUGCUGGAUUUUUCACUGUAUAUGUAAGUGUGCAAAUGGUGUAAUUAAACUAAAAUCUGUAUCUUCAAUGACGAUUCAGCGACACAAUAA
Molecule: messenger RNA, 774 nt
Organism: Geodia barretti
Lineage: Eukaryota; Metazoa; Porifera; Demospongiae; Tetractinellida; Geodiidae
Source: the annotation of a GenBank genome assembly